Messenger RNA from Dendrobium catenatum, 1444 nucleotides. Its product is annotated as phenolic glucoside malonyltransferase 1-like. NCBI's taxonomy places the organism in Eukaryota, Viridiplantae, Streptophyta, Magnoliopsida, Asparagales, Orchidaceae. The record is from RefSeq and is a predicted model, not a curated record. The coding region runs from base 77 to 1444 and encodes 455 amino acids. The transcript has a single exon.
AAGAUUUGUCUUGACAUCGACGGAGUUUUAGAAGAAAGUAUUGUAGCCUAAAGAUGCGGGCAAAACUAGACUUGUCAUGGCUGCUGUGAGAGUAAUCCAAGAAAUUCAAAUUUCUUCUUCUCCAUCACUUCCAGCUCAACCUCCUCAACCUCUCUCCUUCCUUGAUGCUAUGUGGCUGCAAAGCUCAACGCCGGUAGAAAGGCUUUUCUUCUAUGACUUUCCUCACCCCCUCUUCCACUUCAUAGACCACAACCUCCCCAUCCUCACCAAUUCCCUCUCCCUCACCCUCCGCCACUUCUACCCAUUAGCAGGAUCCAUUCGCCCCUCCCCUAAUUACGACAACCAAUUCGAGAUCACCUGUGAGGAAGAUGACUCUGUCACCAUCACCAUUGUCGAGUUCAUUGGCGAUGAAUUCCGCAACAUCUCCGGCCACCAUUCCAAAAACUUCAAAAACCUUCGUCUUCUGGUCCCAAAACUUACAAAGACAUCCUUAGGUGGUGGACAAUUUCCCCUCAUUUCGAUUCAAAUCACCAUUUUCCCGAAUCAAGGUCUCUGCAUUGGCUUCGCAAUACACCACGCUGCAUGCGAUGGAUCUGGAUUGAUGCAAUUCAUCCGGUCGUGGGCCGCUGCCUGCCGCUGUACUGAACCUACCCUUGACGACAUCUCCCCUCCAUUCCUCGACAGAUCUGUUAUUAUCAAUACCCACGGAAUAUGCAGGAAAAUAUUUGAGAUGAUGCGCAAGUACAAAGGGGCAAGUGGAAAGUGUUUGGAGAAGCAGAGCAGUUUAUCCAUUUCCGAUUCUAACUUGGUCUUUGCAACUUUUACUCUCAAUAAAGAUCAGAUUGGGCUGUUGAAAGAGCGGGUGCAAGCGAAGAGAGUGGAAGAAGGGAAGCCAUCAUUACAUAUCUCAGCUUUUGCUGUAACUUGUGCUUAUGCAUGGAGAUGCCUCGUGAAAGCUCAGGCUUCUGACGGAGAUAUCAAACAGUAUUUUGUUUGCGCUGUGGAUUGGAGAGCGAGGAUGAGGCCGUCGAUCCCAAGCAACUACUUUGGGAAUUGCUUGGGGGUUUGUAUGGCGGAGGUGAACUCAAGAGUGCUGGUGGAGAAGAAUGGGAAUGAGGUGGCGGCCAUGGAGAUAAGUAAGAGCAUAGACGCGUUGCAAGGAAAGGAUGUUUAUGAGGCAUUAAUAGCGGUGAUUGAUAGGCAUUGGGAACCAGCGCGGAGCAGGCGGUUGUCGGUUGCUGGAUCGCCAAAGUUUAGGGUUUAUGAGGUUGAUUUUGGGUGGGGGAGGCCAGUGAAGGUGGAUAUUACUUCUAUUGGUGGGACGAGAGCCAUCUCUCUGGUUGAGAACAGAGAGGAGGCAGGAGGAAUGGAGAUUGGUUUGGUACUUCCUGAGGAGAUGAUGACUAUGUUUGAAACAAACUUUGCAACGAGUUUGUUAGGAUGA